AUGUCACCACCCCGAACGCUGAGCAUCCUCUGCUUCGGCGACUCCCUCACCUCGGGCUUCCACGCCGGGGGCCGCGAGUCCCAUCCAUACUCCAUCGCCUUCGCCGCCCAGGUCCGCGAGGCCCUUCCAGACACCAAGCUCUACGUCUACACCAACGGCAAGCCGGGCGACGUCGCCUCCUUGGCCCCGUUUCACCAGAGACUCCAAGCCGAAUGUGGGUUCAGGACCCCCCCCUUUCUCCCCAAGGGCACGACUCGCCACGAGCCUCGUAACAAGCGCCAUCACGACUGGUUGAUCAUCCUAGGAGGCACAAACGACCUGGCCUACAUGAUCCCCCCUCAGCAAAUGUACGAGUCUUUCCAAGCAACCUGGGACGUGGCCCUCGCAAAAGGCACCAAGGUCCUCGCGUUGACCAUCCCCGAGUCCAAGGCCCAGCCAGCGUGGGUGGUCGAGAACCGGUCGGAGAUAAACUCGCUGAUCCUGGCGCACCGCCAGCCGAACUACCACGCUCUCGACCUUCAUGCCAAGCUGCCGUACCACUCUCUGUCGGCAGACGACAGGGACAAGUACUGGGACGACGGGCUGCAUCUGACAGACCAAGGCUACGACUGGAUGGGCCGACACGUUGCCGACGGCUUCUUGGCCGCCCUCUCCUCGGUCAAUCGUGGUGCUGGUGCCGCCGGGGCAGAGGAGCCGGCGCCGGCGCCCAGCGGCUCCCAACGCCCCGUCAGGACAAACGACAGGACAGUGUUCGAGGAGGAGAGUGGCCAUCCAGGGAGACUAAGCGAGGGCUACGUCGUGGUACGGAAGAAGGAUCUGUGGUGA
Molecule: messenger RNA, 825 nt
Organism: Metarhizium album ARSEF 1941
Lineage: Eukaryota; Fungi; Ascomycota; Sordariomycetes; Hypocreales; Clavicipitaceae
Product: Esterase, SGNH hydrolase-type
Exons: 4
Coding region: 1-825 (274 amino acids)
Molecular function (GO): phosphatidylcholine lysophospholipase A1 activity
Source: RefSeq, a predicted model, not a curated record